Gadus macrocephalus (Pacific cod) is the source of this 2716-nucleotide messenger RNA. RefSeq names its product bridging integrator 2-like. The record is from RefSeq and is a predicted model, not a curated record. Gene Ontology annotation, cellular component: phagocytic cup; cytoplasm; plasma membrane. Gene Ontology annotation, biological process: phagocytosis, engulfment; plasma membrane tubulation; podosome assembly. NCBI's taxonomy places the organism in Eukaryota, Metazoa, Chordata, Actinopteri, Gadiformes, Gadidae. The transcript has 13 exons. The coding region runs from base 405 to 2327 and encodes 640 amino acids. Gene Ontology annotation, molecular function: phospholipid binding; protein binding.
AAACCGAAUGGCAAUGACCCAAGAAGAUAAUCCAACAGGUUUUUUUUCGAUCAAUUCUAAAUCCCACCCCGAAUCCUAAAUCCCAACCGAAACAGCUGAAACAACAACAAUCGUACAACAACUCCAGCAAGUUCCAACUCGAGAAGAAUUCACCGGUGGUGAUGAUGAUGGUGAUGAUGAUGAUGAUGAUGAUGAUGAUGAGGAUGAUGACGUCAGCCCCACUUUGGGGCGCGUCUCGGAACAAAACACCCCGGGGGGUCUAGGUGAGGCUCAGUCUGGGUGCGUGGCUUGAUGACACCGUGUUCAGCGUGGUCCCUCCUCCUCCCUGCUGUGACACACACACAUCGCAGACCUUACAAGUGGGCAAGUUUCACAAGUUGCUUGGAGUUUGAGAGAAGAUCACGAUGGCAGACAACCAGAAGACGGGUCAGAACCUCCAGGCUGGAGCCGGGAUCCUGGCCAAACGGGUCCAGAAGUCCCUGAACCGAGCUCAAGAGAAGGUCCUCCAGAAACUGGGGAAAACGAUGGAGACCAAGGAUGAGCAGUUUGAGCAGUGCUCCCAGAACCUCAGCAAGCAGCAGGCGGACGGUGUCAGGUUAACCAAGGAUGUCCGCGCUUACUUCACAGCUGUGAAAGCAAUACACGAGUCAUCUAAACGUCUCUCCCAGACGCUGAAGGAUGUCUAUGAGUCUGAUUGGAACGGCGGAGAAGACCUCUCCGACAUCAUUGAAAAAGAGGACUUGAUGUGGAACGACUACGAGGAGAAGAUGUCGGAUCAGAUUGUGCGCACUAUGGAGAACUACACCGCGCAAUUCCCCGAGGUCAAGGAACGAGUGGGGAAGCGCGGACGCAAGCUGGUGGAUUACGACUCGGCGCGUCACCACCUGGAGGCGCUGCAGGGAGCCAAGAAGAAGGACGACGGCAAGAUGGCCAAGGCAGAGGACGAGUUCAACAAAGCACAGAACGUUUUUGAGGAACUAAACAAAGAGCUGAGAGAGGAGCUGCCUGUUCUCUAUCAGAGCCGAAUAGGUUGUUACGUAACCGUCUUCCAGAAUAUAUCGAACCUCCGGGAUGUCUUCUAUAAGGAAAUGAGUCUGUUGAACCAUGAGCUGUACAACGUGAUGAAGAAACUGGAGACUCAGUAUUCGGGGAAAGCCUUCAUCAUCAAGGGCCUGAACAGCUCCAGCUCCAAGUCCAAGAAGAGGAAGUCCAUCGUCAUCUCCAACCCCAUCCCCUGCAACACGGCCUUCCCCAGCGACCACGUCUCCCAGCGCCCCACCGGCCCGGAUGCCCCGGCCCCCAACACACACACACCCUCGCAGGAACCCCUCAACUGGGACAACGCUGCCGGCUCCGCCUCCAAAGACCCCCCCUCCUCCUCCUCCUCCGUGUCCGAGCUGGACGACCUCGGCUCCGAGUGCUCGGACACGCCCAAGCGCCAGUCGGCGUGCGACGGGGAGAGUGGCUCGGAGAGGCGGAGCCCGGACCGCACGGCGGCAGAGGCGGAUCUGCCGGAACUCGGCUCCAGCCAAUCGGAUGACUCCGGGGUGGGUGGACCCACGCCAGAGGGGGCGGGGCAGGAUGUGGCCCCUCCCCUCCCGCCUGUGAGAGAAGCCAAGGCCAAGGCCCCCCCCGUUCCUACUCCCCGCACCUCCUUUGGGGCCGCAGAUCGACGGUCAGACUCCCGCGGCAAGGCAGGGGCAGAGGCAGAGAAGCAAGAGGUUGAGGCAGAGAAGCAAGAGGUUGAGGCAGAGAAGCAAGAGGUUGAGAAGCAGGAGGUGGAGGCUGAGAAGGUGGAGGCUGAGAAGCAAGAGGUGGAGGCUGAGAAGCAAGAGGUGGAGGCUGAGAAGCAAGAGGUGGAGGCUGAGAAGCAAGAGGUGGAGGCUGAGAAGCAAGAGGUGGAGGCUGAGAAGCAAGAGGUGGAGGCAGAGAAGCAAGAGGUGGAGGCAGAGAAGCAAGAGGUGGAGGCAGAGAAGGUGGAGGCAGCGAAGGAAGAGGUAGAGGCAGCGAAGGAAGAGGUGGAGGCAGCGAAGGAAGAGGUGGAGGCAGAGGCAGCGAAGGUGGAGGCAGAGGCAGCGAAGGAAGAGGUGGAGGCAGAGAAGGCAGAGGCAGGGAAGGAAGAGUUGGAGGCAAAGAAGGAAAUAUCAGAAAAGGACUCCCCCCAGCCCUCAGACUCCCUUUGCAAGGGGGGGGCAGCAGCGAGUCAGUCGAGUUCAGGAGGAGAAGGCGUGCUUGCGCAGCCGCAGGAGGACGUGGCCGGGCCAACCGCCGACGUUCCAGAUGAAGGCGUGCUUAAGGAGGUCAGAGAGCUGGAUGCAGGGACGUAGCGGCGCACUCUGGGGUCUGUCAGAGGAGUUUGUUGGCCAAGGCUCUCGAUGAGGCAACACAACAACCCUGUCCUCCUCCCAUGGAGCACUGGGAUUCACACGCAAACAGGGCAGAGUGGAGCCACAUGUUUGGACCAGAGAGCAACGCGUCCCUCCUGGGCUCCUCCCAUGCUCAGCCGCUGAUGCUGGUGUCUCAUUUCAGAAGAUUCUUUCUAUAUUUGCUUACGGUCUUAAACAUGAACAAAUGUUUUGUGUGUGUGUGUGUCAAUGCAGUAUUUCUUUUUCAACCUUAAUGCUGUGAAUGUAAGUAAGCUGUUUUUAUACUCCAGAUGUCUUUUCUUAACGUGUCUUAAUAAAGUAAAGCCCAAUUAGGCUGGGAAAACAAUGUU